Messenger RNA from Penicillium expansum, 645 nucleotides. RefSeq lists its product as uncharacterized. The record is from RefSeq and is a predicted model, not a curated record. The transcript has a single exon. NCBI's taxonomy places the organism in Eukaryota, Fungi, Ascomycota, Eurotiomycetes, Eurotiales, Aspergillaceae. Bases 1 to 645 code for a protein of 214 amino acids.
AUGGUGGGUGGUUCUCACUGUUCCUUGACGGACAGCUCCCGCUCCAGCAGAGGCAGCGAAAAGGACUAUGCGCUAAGCAUUAAUGUUUACGGACGGGGAGAUACCCGCCAUGGUGAUUCCCCAGCCCACUGGGAGGCUAUGCUCCACAAGCGAGGGGAGGUGGACGGCGAUUCCUACCAUGUUCGCAAGGCCGAAGACUUCUACUACGAACAUUCAGUACAGAGACGUCCGAUCGAACUAGCUACUAGCCAUGGUAGAAACGAAAUCCAGCAUCUCUCGAAGAGGAACAAGGCGAUUGCGGCUCAAAUCUUGGAUGCGUAUGGAAAGGACAGAUCCAACCUUCCACGCGGGAAUGAAACCGGCCAGGAUUGGAUCGUUGGUGCACUUGGUGCUCUUGAACGAGAGAAACUGGUGCCUCAGCGUACUAGAGACUAUUGGAGCCAAAAUAUUGGACAGGUUUCUUCGGACAUAGGCGAUCGAAUCCGGCGAGAUGGCGGCUCUUGGAUUCCGAGCACCACCGGCAACUUGAAAGGACGAGGUCCUGCCGAUGCGACCUUUGGAAGGGAGCAAGUGCGACAACCGGUUGGCCGCCUCAAUUUGGAUGACUUUGCGGGCCUCAGUGGCAGCAGCAAGUCCAGGCGGUAA